This is a messenger RNA of Capronia epimyces CBS 606.96, 2262 nucleotides long. RefSeq names its product ATP-binding cassette, subfamily F, member 3. Bases 1 to 2262 code for a protein of 753 amino acids. NCBI's taxonomy places the organism in Eukaryota, Fungi, Ascomycota, Eurotiomycetes, Chaetothyriales, Herpotrichiellaceae. The transcript is spliced from 2 exons. The record is from RefSeq and is a predicted model, not a curated record. Gene Ontology annotation, molecular function: ATP hydrolysis activity; ATP binding.
AUGGAGGCCGAAAUCCAGGCCCAGAUCCCUCAUAUUGACCCAAUUCUUUCGGAAUACUCUGUAGGAUAUCUCAACCAUGCUUCGAAGCUCUAUUUCUCCGAAGACGAGCCCUCGGGCCUGUCUCCACAGGCGGAAGCUCUCGAAGCCAUAACUUCUCUACUCGUGUCCGCCUCGGGGGACUUUUCUGAGCAGAACGAAGCCGCAAUCCGCAACCUGGUGGAAAAGUUCAUUUCCAGGUUGAGUGAGGCGAAUGGCAUCGACCCUGAGAGGCAGCAGAUGCCUUUCACUGCCCGAAAGCUUGACCAGACGAUCCAAGUGAGCUCGCAGCGGAACAUCUCGUCUACUCUGGGCCUGACCAGCGGUGGUGUUGACCUUGAAGCUGCCAAUGCUCGAAAGGUGGAAUCUAAAGUGGACAGGAAAAAGCUCGAAAAGGCCGAGCGGAAGAUUCGAGCAAAGCAAGAUAAGAAAAUCAUGAAAAAUGUCGAGUACGAGGCCUCACGACUACUGGAUCAACUAGACAGCAGUCAAUCGUAUGAGGAGUUUUACAUGGCCGUCAACCCCCUUCAGCUUGGGUCCGACGCUCAGUCAAAGAGCAAAGACAUUAAGGUUGAUGGAAUUGACAUAGCCAUUGGCGGUAAACGCAUUCUAACUGACGCGUCACUGACACUUGCCUAUGGCCGAAGGUAUGGUCUUGUCGGCCGGAACGGUAUCGGUAAAUCCACACUGCUACGUGCUUUGAGUCGGCGUGAAGUGGCGAUUCCAACCCACAUCUCUAUUCUUCAUGUUGAACAGGAGAUCACGGGCGACGACACGCCAGCUCUGCAAGCAGUCCUUGAUGCCGAUGUCUGGCGAAAACAUCUGCUCGCUGAACAAGACAAGAUAAGCAAGCAGCUUACCGCGCUUGAGGCGGAGAGGUCGACAUUGGCAGACACCUCAAAAGACGCUGCUCGGCUCGACCUCGAAAAAGACGGGCUCGAUACAACGCUGGGAGACAUUCAGGCCAAACUCAGCGAGAUGGAGUCAGACAAGGCGGAAUCUCGGGCCGCCAGCAUUCUGGCUGGGCUGGGAUUCUCGACCGAACGUCAACAGUUUGCCACCAAGACGUUCUCCGGCGGUUGGAGAAUGAGAUUGGCUCUGGCCAGGGCUUUGUUUUGUGAACCGGACUUGUUGUUGCUCGACGAACCUUCCAACAUGUUGGAUGUGCCAUCGAUCACCUUCUUGGCCAACUACCUGCAAACCUAUCCCAGCACCGUCUUGGUCGUCUCGCACGAUCGUGCCUUUCUCAAUGAAGUUGCCACGGACAUCAUGCACCAGCAUUCUGAAAGGGUCGACUAUUACAAGGGAGCCAACUUUGAUUCGUUCUACGCCACCAAAGAAGAGCGGAAGAAGACUGCCAAACGCGAAUACGAGAAUCAAAUGGCCCAGCGUGCUCAUCUCCAGGCUUUCAUCGAUAAAUUUCGGUACAAUGCCGCCAAGUCAUCCGAGGCGCAGUCUCGGAUCAAGAAGCUCGAGAAAAUGCCUGUUCUGGAGCCUCCCGAGGCCGAGUAUACGGUCGUAUUCAAGUUCCCGGACGUGGAAAAGCUGUCACCGCCCAUUAUCCAGAUGUCCCACGUAGCAUUUGGCUACAGUCCUGACAAACCUCUCCUCCGCAACGUCGACCUGGAUGUCCAACUGGACUCGCGAAUUGGGAUCGUGGGCCCCAACGGGGCUGGUAAGACUACGGUGCUAAAACUGCUGAUCGGACAGCUCCAGCCUACAUCGGGAUUGAUCACACAACAUGCACGACUCCGGAUUGGCUUCUUUGCUCAGCACCAUGUGGACGCACUAGACAUGAACACCUCUGCAGUUGGUUUCAUGCAGAAGAACUAUCCUGGCAAGACGGACGAGGAAUAUCGCCGCCAUCUCGGUGCUUUUGGCAUUACAGGGAUGACAGGUCUUCAAAAGCUUGAGCUACUGUCUGGUGGUCAAAAAUCCCGAGUAGCGUUUGCCUGUCUAUCAUUGACCAAUCCGCACAUUCUGGUGCUCGACGAACCGUCCAAUCACUUGGAUAUUGAGGCGAUGGACGCCCUUUCAACAGCGUUGCGCCAAUUCCAGGGAGGGGUCUUGAUGGUCAGUCACGACGUGACCAUGCUGCAAAAUGUGUGCAACAGUCUGUGGGUGUGUGACAAUGGCACUGUCGAGAAGUUCCCGGGUGAUGUCAAUGCAUACAAGAAGAGGAUCACCGCGCAAGCCAACGAGGCGGGAGUUGUCCAAGCCCAUUAG